GCUCGCGCACAUUCAGCUAAUCCCGCGCUGUAAUCCUGGUCCUGGGUUAGCAUGCUAACUCGCUAACAAAUCCUGUCAACAAAAGGCCUGGAAAUGGAAGCUAAUGCUAAUGCUAAUGCUUAAGAUACACAGAGGCCUGGUUCUAGAUGUCUGACGACGUUUAUGAGAAGUUUCUCGCUCCAGAGGAGCCUUUUCCUCUGCUGUCUCAGCGGGGAAAUCUCAGUGAAGAUGGUACAUUGGAUGUUAGUGAUUUUGGAUGUCAGCUGUCCUCUUGUCAUCGCACUGACCCUCUGCGGCGCUUUCAUAGCAACAGAUGGAACCUGACCUCAUGCGGCACCAGUGUGGCCAGUUCAGAGUGCAGCGAGGAGCUCUUCUCCUCCGUGUCGGUGGGCGAUCAGGACGACUGCUACUCUCUGCUGGAUGACCAGGAGCUCACCAGCUUCGACCUUUUCCCGGAGGGAAGCGUCUGCAGUGAUGUGUCCUCCUCUAUCAGCACCUACUGGGACUGGUCCGACAGUGAGUUUGAGUGGCAGUUACCAGGAAGUGACAUCGCCAGCGGAAGUGAUGUGCUGUCUGACAUCAUACCGAGUGUACCGAGCUCACCCUGCCUUGUUUCAAAAAGAAAGAUCAAAUCACAUGGAAAUCUGGACGAGUUGCCUUGGAGUGCCAUGACCAACGAUGAGCAGGUGGAGUAUAUCGAGUACCUGAGCCGGAAGGUGAGCACUGAGAUGGGCCUGCGGGAGCAGCUGGACAUCAUUAAAAUAAUUGAUCCGAGUGCUCAGAUAUCUCCAACAGACAGCGAGUUCAUCAUCGAGCUGAACUGCCUGACGGACGAGAAACUGAAACAGGUGAGGAACUAUAUCCGAGAGCACAGUCCGCGGCAGAGGACCGGCAGCACACGGGACGGCUGGAAACGGAGCGUGGCGAGCAGCGGCAGCACCAGCGGCGUUAGUGCCCACAGCAGCAGCAAUGCCAGCAUGGUGAGCAGCGCCAGCAGCAGCACCGGCUCCUCCGGCUCCAACUCCUCCACCAACAUCAGCCGCGCCCACAGUGACGGCAACCUGGCCACCGCGGCCGAACGGAUCCGAGACUCCAAGAAACGCUCUAAGCAGCGGAAGCUGCAGCAGAAGGCUCUGAGGAAACGGCAGCUGAAGGAACAGCGUCAGGCUCGCAAGGAGAGACUCAGUGGGCUGUUCCUCAAUGAGGAGGUCCUGUCACUCAAAGUCACUGAGGAGGAAGAUCACGGGGAUGAUGUUGAUGUCCUGAUGUGACAAGAGUGAAUCAGUCAGUGCUCCCUCUAAGCCUCGGUUCUGUCACUUUCUGUCAUUCAUCUUUCCUUUAAUCACUUUUAAUGAUGAGUCUUAAUUAAUCGAAAAACACUCAACAGAUCAGUAACCACCACCAACAGAUCAAUAACCACCACCAGAUCAAUAACCACC
Messenger RNA from Astyanax mexicanus (Mexican tetra), 1439 nucleotides. It is a transcript of the gene fam199x, whose product is annotated as family with sequence similarity 199, X-linked. NCBI's taxonomy places the organism in Eukaryota, Metazoa, Chordata, Actinopteri, Characiformes, Acestrorhamphidae. The transcript has 7 exons. The record is from RefSeq and is a predicted model, not a curated record. The coding region runs from base 147 to 1271 and encodes 374 amino acids.